This is a messenger RNA of Sitodiplosis mosellana (orange wheat blossom midge), 959 nucleotides long. Its product is annotated as chymotrypsin-2-like. Lineage: Eukaryota; Metazoa; Arthropoda; Insecta; Diptera; Cecidomyiidae. The record is from RefSeq and is a predicted model, not a curated record. Gene Ontology annotation, molecular function: serine-type endopeptidase activity. Gene Ontology annotation, biological process: proteolysis. The transcript is spliced from 8 exons. Bases 55 to 888 code for a protein of 277 amino acids.
CUUGAGGUGUAAACAUUGAAUACGUUCCGAAUUAAAUUUUCGGAAAGCAGCAAAAUGAAGUUUGUUCUUGCGGUGGUUUUUCUCUUUGGACUUGGUGUCGCCAAUUUGAAAGCAGCUAGCUUAAUAUCUUCCGUUGGUAGUGAUUGGACAAGUGAUGUUAAAGAAGCGGAUGCAAAUGUUGAGCUUUCACCGUUGUCCAGUCGAAUUGUCGGAGGAAUCGUUGCCAAAGAUGGUCAAGCGCCAUAUCAAUGCUCGAUGCAGAGAAUAAAUCCUAAUACGAAUUUAUAUCGACACACUUGUGGAUGUGUAAUCAUUUCAGAGCAAUGGAUCCUAUCGGCUGCUCAUUGUUUGGCACAAGGAGUUUACGGCUUCGAUAUUUUAGUCGGAACAAAUGACUGGCAGGCUGGUGGAACUCGUUACAUUCCCAAAAAAAUCAUUACUCACAAAAAAUAUAAUCAACCACGCUAUGCAAAUGACAUCGUUUUGAUUCAAGUGGAUAAGAUUGAGUUUAAUGAGAAAGUGCAGCCCAUCAAAUAUUCAGCCAAAUUCGUAGAAAGCGGUACUCCUCUCUUAGCAACUGGCUGGGGGCAAUUGAGUGCUGCAGGGCCAAUUCCACAAUAUUUGCAAGCGGUCAAUUUGACGGCAAUUUCGAAUGAAAAAUGCCAAGCCGAUGUUGGUACUGAUCUCAAUGUUGAUGCCAGCCACUUGUGCACAUUCACUAGAGAAGGCGAAGGGGUUUGUUUUGGCGAUAGUGGUGGACCGCUUGUCUCAGGUGAUGAAGUCGUCGGCUUGGCCGGCUGGACGGGAGCUGCUUGUGCUCGUGGAAAACCAGAUGGUUUCACCAGAAUUUCGCUUUUCUAUGACUGGAUCGUAGCAAAUAUUGAGUAAACUUGAAAGCUCAUGGUAAUCAAAGUUUGGAUUUCAAAGGAAACUUGAAUAAAAAUCAAUAUGAUAAAAGC